Lodderomyces margitis is the source of this 1368-nucleotide messenger RNA. RefSeq lists its product as uncharacterized. NCBI's taxonomy places the organism in Eukaryota, Fungi, Ascomycota, Pichiomycetes, Serinales, Debaryomycetaceae. The record is from RefSeq and is a predicted model, not a curated record. Gene Ontology annotation, molecular function: alpha-1,6-mannosyltransferase activity. The transcript has a single exon. The coding region runs from base 1 to 1368 and encodes 455 amino acids. Gene Ontology annotation, biological process: protein N-linked glycosylation; cell wall mannoprotein biosynthetic process. Gene Ontology annotation, cellular component: mannan polymerase complex.
AUGGGUGCUACAAGGGUUCAACAUCGUACAUUCAUCACAAUAGUUGUAAUCUUAUUUAUAUUAUCAACCAUAUCCUUCCUAAAUGUCAAUAGAAAUACACUUGGCAGUACAACAAACACUUCAGCACUUCAGCAUCAACAGCAUCACCAACAACUAUCCAAGGUAAAACUAGCCACAUCGGUUGAAUUAAAUACGGACAACACUAGCACUGAUAAGAAGAGCAUAGCCACCACAACAGCCACUGAGACAGCCACAACUACUACAACAUUACAAAGCGAACCCACGGGUGAAUCAACCAAACAUAAUCAAUUUCACAAAUACUCCUAUUAUGACCCCACUUCAAAUACAUUCAAGGUGGUCUACAAGCAGCAGCAGCAGCAGCAACAACAACAACAACAACAAGAACCAUUGGAAGAAAACCCCGAAAAAACAACCAACAAAUACACCACCAUUAACCAAUAUCAAUCCGUCAUUAUUCUUUCUGCUUUUGGAAAAGAUCAACCAUUUGGAAACAAUCGUCAAUUUAGCGACUUUGCCAAGACUAUAUCAACCAUUGUUGAAAACCAGUCACAUUUACAAUUCAAUUUAGGUUUAUCAACCAAUUAUCUUGCUGAAUUCGAAAGCGUUCAACAAUAUAUUGACAACCAUGAUGUUCAAUUUUUCAAAUACUACAACACCAUAACUUUAGUUUCAGCACCCGAUUUAGAACAAAUGCCAUCAACAAACGAUGAUGAUGGAUUAUCCAGAGAUAAUCGUCAUGACGAUCGAAAACAAAGGUUUAGACGAAGACUAAUUGCUAGGUGUCGUAACUACCUUGUAUCCAAUGCAUUAUCCCAGGAAACAUACACAUUGUUUCUCGAUUCGGACGUUGUUGAGUUUGAAAAUGCACCAACAUUUGUUGAAACUUUAGUUGCAUCGAAGAAGGAUAUUGUUGUCCCAAGAAUAAGACGCGGCGAUAAUUCUGACUAUGAUCGUAACUCAUGGAGAGGCAGUAGAACAAAGCCAACUGAAGAACAAUUAAAAUUAAUGGAUCAAAACAAAUGGGACCAACUUGAUUACGUACCUCGUGAUGUUGAGCUGGAUAUGUUUCAUUUUUAUAAUUUGGAUAACAAAGAUGAAUUGGCCUUGGAGCAACAGCAAUUGAAUUACGUGGUUGAAUUGGACUCUGUUGGUGGUGCUGUCCUUUUUUUCAAAUCGUAUAUUUUCAAACAGGGAGCUAUAUUCCCCACUAGUUAUAUAAUCGGAACUACGUGGGAUCGAGUCGAAGGAUACGAUGGAAUUGAAACUGAAGGUAUUUGCUAUUUGGCCAAACCUUUGGGUUACAGCUGUUGGGGUAUGCCUAAUUUGGUGGCUCAUCACGUGCUUUAG